AUGGCUGCGCUACGUAGGCUGCAGGAGGUGCCGCGGCACUUGCUGGUGUGUGAGAAGUCCAACUUUAACCACCAUAAGUCACGCCACCGGCAUCUUGUGGAAACACAUUAUCAUAAUUACAGGGUUUCAUUUCUGAUUCCUGAAUGUGGGAUACUAUCAAAAGAGCUUAAAAGCCUUGUUAUGGAAACUGGACCUUUUUACUCUGUGAAGAAUUUACCUCUUCAUGAAUUCAUUUCGCCCGAAUUCCUCAGCACCUUUGUAAGAAAAGGUGCGUGCUAUGCACUGACAUACAAUACAAAUAUUGAUGAAGAUAAUACUGUUGCUCUACUACCCAACGGUAAAUUAGUUUUAUCACUGGAUAAAGACACUUAUGAAGAGACUGGACUUCAAGGUCAUCCAUCUCAAUAUUCUGGCAGAAAAAUUAUGAAAUUUAUUGUUUCCAUUGACUUGAUGGAUUUUUCCCUUAACCCGGAUUCCAAGAGCUAUAAAAGAACAUGUUGGUCCUUGAAAGAAAAGAAACCAUUGAAAUUUGAUUUUCUUUUGGCCUGGCAUUCAGCAGGUGCAGAAGAAUCAACGAUGAUGUCAUAUUUUUCUAGUUACCAAAUUAAAGAGCACCAGCCUUGCGUAGCCCAGAGUGUGCUGGCAGAUCUGCAGUGCCCAGUGCUUCACAGCCACACACUCCAGGGCCAGCCCGAGGUGGCCUGCAGCUCCCAGGAGCUCUUCGACUGGCUGGGAGCCGUCUUCAGUCACGUCAACCUGAGUAAUGAGUCUAAUAAUUUUGUAUCAACCUAUUGCUGUCCUCAGCCAAAUGCAUUGGUGACAAAAGCUUAUUUAUGUACAAUCACUGGUUUCCUACUUCCAGAGAAAAUCACUGUCUUACUGGAACAGCUGUGUCACUACUUUGACCAGCCUAAGUUAGCUCCUUGGAUUUCCUUGUGUGUUCAAGGCUUUGCAGACAGCCCUGUUUCUUGGAAAGAACAAGAACAUGGUUUUCAAAAAGGAGGAGAACAUUUAUACAACUUUGUGAUUUUUAAUAAUCAAGACUAUUGGCUUCAGAUGGCUGUUGGGGCAAAUGAUAACUGUCCACCAUAA
Elephantulus edwardii (Cape elephant shrew) is the source of this 1092-nucleotide messenger RNA. RefSeq names its product ribonuclease P/MRP 40kDa subunit (gene RPP40). The record is from RefSeq and is a predicted model, not a curated record. The transcript is spliced from 8 exons. The coding region runs from base 1 to 1092 and encodes 363 amino acids. Gene Ontology annotation, molecular function: ribonuclease P activity; ribonuclease MRP activity. NCBI's taxonomy places the organism in Eukaryota, Metazoa, Chordata, Mammalia, Macroscelidea, Macroscelididae. Gene Ontology annotation, cellular component: ribonuclease MRP complex; multimeric ribonuclease P complex. Gene Ontology annotation, biological process: tRNA 3'-end processing; tRNA 5'-leader removal; endonucleolytic cleavage in ITS1 to separate SSU-rRNA from 5.8S rRNA and LSU-rRNA from tricistronic rRNA transcript (SSU-rRNA, 5.8S rRNA, LSU-rRNA).